AUGAUUGCCUUAAUGAACAGGAUAUUAGAUUGGUUUAAAAGUCUCUUUUGGAAGGAAGAAAUGGAAUUAACGUUGGUUGGACUGCAGUAUUCAGGAAAAACAACCUUUGUUAAUGUUAUAGCUUCUGGUCAGUUCAGUGAAGAUAUGAUUCCAACAGUUGGCUUCAACAUGAGGAAAAUCACCAAGGGCAAUGUAACCAUUAAAGUGUGGGACAUUGGAGGCCAGCCUAGGUUUAGAUCAAUGUGGGAACGUUAUUGUAGAGGAGUUAAUGCCAUUGUGUACAUGGUAGAUGCGGCAGAUCCUGAUAAAAUUGAGGCUUCUAGAAAUGAAUUGCACAAUUUAUUGGACAAACCUCAAUUAGCUGGUAUUCCUGUGUUAGUCUUGGGCAAUAAAAGAGAUAAGCCUCAAGCUCUAGACGAAAAUGGCCUUAUUGAAAGAAUGAAUCUCUCUGCUAUACAAGACCGUGAGAUCUGUUGUUAUUCGAUAUCUUGUAAAGAAAAAGACAACAUUGAUAUAACUUUGCAAUGGUUGAUUGCGCACUCAAAAUCUGAAUAUAACUUUGGAGUAGUGAUUAAAAAUUUGGUUGAAGGAGUACCAUCAAGUUAUCUUUUUUGA
Molecule: messenger RNA, 615 nt
Organism: Diabrotica balteata
Lineage: Eukaryota; Metazoa; Arthropoda; Insecta; Coleoptera; Chrysomelidae
Source: the annotation of a GenBank genome assembly